GGCACCCCCGUGGCGGAGGAGGAGGAGAGGCCUGCGCCGCCUUGCAGGGGCGGCGGCCGCGCUCGGCAACAACACGCACCAGUGUGUCUUCGAUGACCUGAGUGGCUCCGUGUCCCUGUCCUGGGUGGGCGACAGCACCGGGGUGAUCCUGGUCCUGACGACAUUCCAGGUGCCCCUGGUCAUCAUGAGCUUCGGGCAGUCCAAGCUCUACCGCAGCGAGGAUUACGGGAAAACCUUCAAGGAUAUCACGGGGCUCAUCAACAACACCUUCAUCCGCACCGAGUUCGGGAUGGCCAUCGGGCCCGAAAACUCCGGCAAGGUGAUCCUGACGGGGGACGUGUCCGGGGGGUCCCGGGGGGGGAGGAUUUUCCGCUCCUGGGAUUUCGCCCGGAAUUUCGUGCCCACCGAGCUGCCCUUCCACCCCCUGGCCCAGAUCUCCUACAGCCCCCGCAGCCCCCGCAGCCUCCUGGCACUCAGCACGCAGAAUGGGCUCUGGAUCUCCUCGGAUUUCGGGGAGCACUGGCGGGAGAUCCACAAAUCCGUGUGCUUGGCCAAGUGGGGCGACAACGACACCAUCUUCUUCACCACCUUCCUGAACGAUUCCUGCAAAGCUGAUCUGGGAUUCCUGGAGCUGAAGAAAACCCCGGACCUGGGCAGGAGCUUCCAGGUGAUCGGCUCCCGGAUCUAUUCCUUCGGGAUGGGCGGCCGCUUCCUCUUCGCCUCCGUCAUGACGGAGCAGGGCUUCACGCGGCGCAUCCACGUGUCGCUGGACGGGGGGGACUCGUGGAACAUGGCCCAGCUGCCCUCGGUGGGACACGAGCAGUUCUACUCCAUCCUGGCCGCCAACGACGACCUCGUGUUCAUGCACGUGGAUGAGCCCGGAGACACGGGAUUCGGGACCAUCUACACGUCCGACGACCGCGGGAUCAUCUACUCCAAGUCCCUGGAGAGGCACCUGUACACGACCACGGGCGGGGAGACCGACUUCACCAACGUCACCUCCCUCAGGGGCACCUUCAUCACCAGCGUCCUGUCUGACGACAAUUCCAUCCAGUCCGUGAUCACCUUCGACCGGGGGGGGCAGUGGGUGCCCCUGCGCAGACCCCUCGACAGCUCCUGCGACUCCACCGCCCGCAGCGGGGACCAGUGCAGCCUCCACAUCCACGCCUCGUACAGCAUCUCGCAGAAGCUCAACGUGCCCAUGGCCCCCCUGUCCGAGCCCAACGCCGUGGGCAUCGUCAUCGCCCACGGGAGCGUCGGGGGGGCCAUCUCGGUGAUGAGCCCCGACGUUUACAUCUCGGACGACGGCGGCUACAGCUGGGCCAGGACCCUGCGGGGGCCCCACCACUACGCCAUCCUCGACUCGGGGGGGCUGCUCGUGGCCAUCCAGCACACCAGCCAGCCCCUCAGCACCCUGCUGUUCUCCCCGGACGAGGGGCAGUGCUGGUACAGCCACACCUUCUCCCCCGAGCCGCUGUUCUUCACGGGGCUGGCGUCGGAGCCGGGCGCUCGCUCCAGCACCGUCAGCAUCUGGGGCUUCCGCGGGGCCUUCCCCGCACGGCACUGGGUGUCCUACACCGUGGACUUUGGGGAGCUGCUCAGCAGGACCUGCGAGGACAAGGACUACACCAUCUGGCUGGCCCACUCCAGUGACCCCAGUGCCCCCAGUGACGGCUGCGUGCUGGGCUACAAGGAGCAGUUCCGGCGCCUGCGCAAGGCCUCGCUGUGCCGCAACGGCCGCGCCUUCGCCGCCAGCCCCCAGCGCUCCGUGUGCCCCUGCACCCUGCAGGACUUCCUGUGUGAUUUCGGGUAUGACCUCCUGGAGACCCAAUCCCCAUUCCCAUGGGAUGCCAUCCCUGUUCCCAGUGAUUUCGG
Molecule: messenger RNA, 1875 nt
Organism: Myiozetetes cayanensis
Lineage: Eukaryota; Metazoa; Chordata; Aves; Passeriformes; Tyrannidae
Gene: SORT1
Product: sortilin 1
Exons: 16
Biological process (GO): Golgi to endosome transport; vesicle organization; endocytosis
Cellular component (GO): membrane; Golgi apparatus
Molecular function (GO): protein binding
Source: RefSeq, a predicted model, not a curated record